Molecule: messenger RNA, 1710 nt
Organism: Cylindrotheca closterium
Lineage: Eukaryota; Bacillariophyta; Bacillariophyceae; Bacillariales; Bacillariaceae
Source: the annotation of a GenBank genome assembly
AUGGAGGAGGUCGAGAAUCCACUGAAGUACGAUCGCAUCUUCCAGAACAUCGAUUCGUCUCAGUGGAACCUGCAGACCCUUGCCUAUUUAUGCACAAUUCACCGUGCUCGUGGUCGACGCAACAAUAAAAAAGAAGUGGUCUUUGGAAAUGAGCUGUUCUUGGCAUGGGAGAACAAGCCCGAUUUCCACUGGCCUUGGUGUGAAGGGUAUUCGGAAAACUUCGUUGAUCCUCCGGCGACUGAAUCCUGGGAAGCGGCUGCCAAAAAACUUCUUCAGAUUUGUGAUGGGGAUUGGAACUUGGUCGAGCAACGCAUUCCAGCGGCCCUUGACCAAGACAUCAAGGACGAAUUUAUUGGGAACGAUCAGGAGCUAGUGGUAUAUGUAAGAGGAUUAAUUCUCGAUCUGGCGGUCCAGGAUCCUUUGGUGAUUUUUCCUUUGGACGAGCAGUUGGAGGACACUACGUUUUUUAAUCGGUAUUGGGAUUUUACUUUGGAGGUUGAGCCCCGUUUACUAUUGGAAUUACGCCCUCUGGCCAAAGUAUGGGCCAUUGCGGUUGAACUCCUAGGGCACCCGUGGACCGACCCCGAAACGACAACGGUGGUAACGGAAUUAUCUGAGCGUCGCUCAGCCGCCAAGGGCAGAAAGCUUCGCGACUCUAUUGCCCCUGAUAAGGAGGAUGCAGUGAUGGUGGACACAACAGGUCCAUUGGUAAUUAGCCCCACCAAUAAACCAGCCAACGGCGAGUUUGCUUAUUGGUCUGACAACGAUGGGUCGGAGUCUGGUGAGCCGGCUCCUGACUUUUCGGCACCGUCUAAUUCAGACCACCCUCCUACGGAAGUGGUUGUUGGCAAUUCACCUGCCCCAGCCCAGCGGGCCAACGACCCCUCGGUAACGGUGCUAGUUGACUCUCACUUGUCCGAACCGUCUCCGCCCAAACCUUCCCAACUACCAGCUCCUCCUUCCGUGAAGAAGCAACUCACCUAUGUUGCUGCCUCACAGAAGAAUGCAGCUAUUUGUACCAAGUACCUCUCUGAAGAAAUGAAGGCUCGAGAAUUGACACAGAUGAACUUGACCGGGCUCCCGCGCACAUAUGCCCAGUUCCUCUGCGCUACAAUCAACUAUGAAUGGGAUGGCGAUACAUCUGAGGGUGGAUCUAUGGAAAAAUGUUUCACUGAAGAAAUGGUGGCUGUUCUGUCCAUGGCCAUGGACAAUGCCGAAGGCGACUUAGUGAUUUUACCGGUGAGCGAACUUCGAGUGCAAGAUAAGAAGCUGUGGCUGACUUCUAAGGAGAAAGUUGAGGAGCUCACCUACAAGAAGCUCAAGCCCUACGUUGAUUGGUCCUGGAACAAUGGAGCCCGAUUUGGAUACAACUCCAAGAAUCCUGGCCCCAAGACUCUCCGCACCCGUAUCCGAGUGGCCCAUAACUCUUCAUUGGAUGACAUGUCCCGACUCCUAGGUCAGUGUUUUGAGAUCACUGGCACCCAUGCAGGCGUGUUCCGGUCCCCGUUGCAAGUUAGUGAUCCGGUCCGAAUCGGCUGGCUCCUCAACUACCCUAUGGGGAUCGGCAGAGCGGCACUUGAACGGGAACUCAUGCGGUAUUUCAACUUCAAGAUAGCCAUUGCCUUAGAACCUGCGUGGCCACAGAAUCCCGGUACCGCUGGUCAAAAAUGGAUGCCCUCCAAGGGGCCGAAAGCAUGGCACAUUUGGUAG